Molecule: messenger RNA, 2591 nt
Organism: Onychostoma macrolepis
Lineage: Eukaryota; Metazoa; Chordata; Actinopteri; Cypriniformes; Cyprinidae
Product: interferon-induced protein 44-like
Exons: 8
Coding region: 164-1504 (446 amino acids)
Molecular function (GO): GTP binding
Source: RefSeq, a predicted model, not a curated record
GUAGAUUUGCUGGUGUGCAUGAGAUCAUUGUCCUGUUGCAUCACCCAAUUUUGGCCAAGCUUUAGCUGUUGGACAGCUAUUGGAUUCAGUGACUGUGAGGUGCCCAGGUCCUGUGACUACAAAACAACCCAGGACGCAUAAAAGACAAGUGAUAGAUGGUAUCAUGGAGUCCCUCACUUCUACUUUAACGGAAGAGAAAAGAAAGCAGCUCUGUGCUUUGCUGGGGAAUGUGGAACUGUCUCUUCUCUACAAAGCUUCAGUUCAUGGAUAUCAAGCUUCUGCCUUCCACCAGAGAUGUGACCGUCAGGGUCCCACUUUACUUGUAGCCUACAACAGUUCAGGCUACAUCUUUGGUGGAUACACUAGUGUAGAUUAUGCUCAAAGUGGAGAGCAUAUUACUGAUGAGGACAUAUUCUUAUUCAGCUUUCAAGGCAAGAUCCCUGUGUGCAUCAAAGUUAACAGUGGACAUUAUGCACGUCUUGAUGAUGCUGGAGGGCCCAACUUUGGUCAACAGCUAUACUUUUGCUACAAGAACCAACCAGCUGUGUAUAAUUCCGGAAGCAAAGAAUUCAGUUUUAAUACAACAAUAAUGUAUGGCAACGACACUCAACUGAGUGAAUGUGAGAUCUACAAAGUGGAGCAGAGCUCUCAAGUCAGUACUGAGGAGAAACCUUGGAGGAACUUUCUGUGGACAGCUGAACGAAAAGAUGAGCUCGUGGAAAAGAUCAGGAAUUAUAAACCCCUGGUGACGUCUGUGAGUCUAGUCCGGAUCCUGAUGAUCGGUCCUGUAGGUGCUGGAAAAUCCAGUUUCUUCAACUCCAUCAACUCCAUCUUCAUGGGCCGCAUUACCAGCAAAGCCAUGUCAGGAUCUGCAGGCACUAGUCUCACCACACAGUUUCGCACAUAUCCAGUGAAAGAUGGUCGUGGAGGAAAGCCGUUGCCAUUUGUGUUGUGUGACACCAUGGGACUCGAGGAGCAAUCAGGUGCAGGACUGGAUAUUGAGGACAUCAGCAGCAUUCUUCAAGGUCACGUACCAGACCGCUAUAAAUUUAACCCCACUGCACCGUUUCAACCUGACGAGCAAAAGGCCUCCAGACCUGCAUCUCUGCAGGAGAAGAUCCACUGUGUGGUGUACGUGAUAGACACCACCAAAAUCUCCCUCAUGUCUGACAAACUACAGGAAAAACUUGCUUCCAUACGCAGAAAAGUGAACUCACUGGGCAUCACUCAGAUCGUCUUGAUGACAAAAGUAGAUGAAGCAUGUCCUCUGGUGCAGAGGGACCUUCAAAGCCUUUAUGUCAGUUCCUACAUCAAGACGAAGGUUCAGGAGGUGAGCUCUCGGUUGGGUGUGCCGGUGUCUUGUGUGUUACCGGUGAAGAACUACAGUCAGGAGCUGGAGCUGGAUCUCAACUGUGACGUCCUGCUGCUCACCGCUCUACAGCAGAUGCUCAACUUUGCAGAUGACUAUCUGGAUGAUGCUGAUCACGUGGAGGGCAACAUAUAAAAUGCUACUGUAUGUAGGGUGAAUUCGGGUAAUCUGGGACACCUAAAUUCCAGUGUGUUUAUUUCCAAAAUUAUUACAAAAUUUAGUCAACAGGACUUUUACUAUAAUUUUAGCAUGGAUGUCAUGUGACUGAAAUCACAUGACUUCAUGGGGGUGAUUCCACAGAAAGGGGCAGGGCACUUGUCAAUCAAGAAGCUCCCCUAGGAAUUGCAUGACAAGGUCAGUGGCAUAGGAUUCUGACUAGAUUAAUAUUAAGGACAUAAAUCUGUCAUAAAUAAGACAAUGUUCCUAAUUGUCAAAUUAUGUUUGUGAUCUAUUCAAGCAACAAAUUAUGUAUUAAAGUGUUGAAAACAUUUUUUUUGUUGUCCCACAUUAUCAAAUAUGAUUGAGAAUGUGGGACAGUAUGCUUUGUGUAAUCUGGGACAGUCUUCAAAUGGGGGAAAUAUGCAUUUAGGGACUUUAUGGCCCGGUUUCAUAGACAGGGUUUAGCCUAAACCAGGAUUAGGCCAUAGUUCAAUUAGGACAUUUAAGUAAUUUUUAUAAACAUGCCUUAGAAAAAAGCAUUACUGGUGUACGUCUUAAGACAAAACAAAGGUAGGUACUGACAUGUUUUAAGAUCAGUCAGUGCAAGUUUCUUUCAGUUGAAACAGCUCUAAUUUACAUUUUAGUCUAGAACUAGGCUUAAACCUUGUCUGUGAAAGUAAUACAAUGUUAAACAAAUUUAAUAGAGUUUUAAAUGAAUUUAAAUGAAUUAACACAGUAGAUCGUUAAUCCUGUGUAGAGCUAGAAAUAAAUUUUUUUAUUGAGAUUUCUGGACUUUAAAAUUGGUGAUAUUGGUUUGGCAUGCAUAAAGUAUGGUGAAUAUAGGCUUUUUAGGCCUAAUACAUAUGUCCCAGAUUACAAAGUGACCUGUCCCAGAUUAUCAAAUUCAAGUAGAUUUUUUUAUUUUAUUUUUUUUUGGCACAAAAACACUAACAGGUGUGGCAUGUCUCCUCUGGGUAUAAUAUCUACAUUCUUUCUUCUGGUGUGGUUAGAAAACAUCUUAGGGAUUUCAGAAAAGUCUAAUGUGUUGAUCUCAUGUGUCAGA